Molecule: messenger RNA, 1599 nt
Organism: Micropterus salmoides (largemouth bass)
Lineage: Eukaryota; Metazoa; Chordata; Actinopteri; Centrarchiformes; Centrarchidae
Product: CD209 antigen-like protein D
Exons: 7
Coding region: 351-1208 (285 amino acids)
Source: RefSeq, a predicted model, not a curated record
CACCUUGACCAACUUAUGCAAAUGAACAUAACACCAUGUGACCAACAAACGACAAUACAAGUAAAGCAUAAAUACAAAAUAAACCAAAUUAACUUUAACAAGAAAAGAAAAGAAAUAAAUUAGGCUAUAAAUUAACUUAAGCCCAAAAUAAACAAAAAUAAAAAUAUAGCUCCAACAGUAUGUAAGGUGGGGUUAAUAAUGUUGCUAUAUGGGAGUAUCAGGAGGCUUGUCAUCCAAGCUUAUAUCAGCAGCUCUGACUUCCUGAGAAUUUAACCAUUGAAACUAAACAGAUUGGAAUCAGUUUUAUGUGCUGUAGUCUGUGCAGCAGAUAGUUGGCCACCUAAUGAGCGAUGGAAGAAAUCUGUGCUAAUGUUGAACACACCAAACCUGUCGACCCAAGACCUUCAACAAAUCGGAAAGAUCCUAGUUGUUCAAAGAGAAGAUUUUAUGGAGCUGUUUUCUGUCUGGGGGUGCUGAGUGUUUUCCUGCUAGCCGGGCUCAUCGGCCUUGGUGUCCGCUCUGCAGAUCUCUCGGCUAUCAAAGCCAACCUGACUGAGCGUCCCCAGAACAGUGAUAUCAAGUUGUCUUUUCUGACUGAAGAAAGAGACCUGCUGAACGCCAGCCUGGUUGAAAUAACUGAAGAGCUGAACAGCAUGACUGCAGAUCUCUCAGCUAUCAAAGCCAACCUGACUGAGUGUCUCCGGACCAGUGAUAUCAAGGUGUCUACCCUGACUGGAGAGAGAAACAUGCUGAACAACAGCCUCAUUAAAGUGACUGAAGAGCUGAACGGUCUGAAAUCAUGUCCUGCAGGAUGGAGGAAGUUUAGUUACGCCUGUUAUUUCCUCUCUAAUGAGUCUGGUUCCUGGGAAAAGGGUAGAGAGGACUGUAAAACCAGAGGAGCAGAUCUGGUGGUCAUAAACAGCUCUGAAGAACAGAAGUUCCUCUCUAACUUCACCAAGGAAGAAAUUAUGGCUUGGAUUGGUUUGACUGAUCGUGACAAGGAGGGGACCUGGAUGUGGAUUAAUGGAGCUCCACUGUCUCUACAACCUUUUCAGUAUUGGCGGAGUGGGCAACCUGAUAACAAUGGAGGACAUCGUUCGCUUGGGGAAGAGGACUGUGCCCACAUCAUAUAUGGAGGGGAGGGAAACAACUGGAAUGAUUUGUCUUGUAACACCAACAUAAGAUGGAUCUGUGAGAAAAUGGUUUAGCAUUGGUGCAUUAUUGUGUGUUUGCUGCUUCUACUGCUUCUAUAUUUUUGGAAGAUAUAAACAUAAUUCCUUUGCACAAGUGUGUAAGGUUUCAUACAAUUUUACUCACAUUACAUUACAAUUUUACGCUACAGUAACAUUAAUGAUUAUUAAUGAUAUUUCUACAAUUCUGGGAAUUUGGUGCACAAGUUCACCAUAAGCAUGUGCACAACAUAAAGAAGCUGGACAUCUUGUGGCCAGUUAAAAAUACUUUGUGUUUUGGUGAAUAACUGUGAGGCAAAGACGAAGCAUUCAAAUGUGGUGUUAAUAGCGUCACCAUGUGGUUGGUUGUAAAACGUUUUUGACCUUCAUUUCAGAGUAUCAUUAAAAUACUUUGAGAUUCUCAAAGGUG